Paraglomus brasilianum is the source of this 495-nucleotide messenger RNA. The record is from the annotation of a GenBank genome assembly. NCBI's taxonomy places the organism in Eukaryota, Fungi, Glomeromycota, Glomeromycetes, Paraglomerales, Paraglomeraceae.
AUGGAUUAUAAUACUGCACACUCAAAAUUCACCAGGACAUACUAUGGUCCAUGUGCGGUACCCAUACACCACGGUGGACGAAAACGCUCAAGGAGCAAUAGUCUAAACUCAGUUGAGCAACCACAGAAAAAUAUGAAAAUAUAUAAUCCUUCUGCUCGACUACGCUUAUCUCCGGGGCAUGCACCUCUGUCAUCGCUCCAUGAAAUAAGUGAACAAAAUAGGGGAGAACCACUUAGAGAGCUGAAUACUAAAACCCAGGCAAUGAGUGUGCAAGAGGAUGUUGAGCUCAUGGAAUGCGAUAUAUCACCUAAUGAUAAUUUGGACGAUAAUACGGCAAAACCAGAACCUUUAUGUGUUCGGACAUGUUCACCUCCAUCCAAAUAUCAUCGAAACAGACAUAUACAGCUACCAUAUACAAUGGGCUAUCGUGACGAUUGUGAAAAGUGCCGACAGAGAGUACCCGGUCAUUAUUCACAUGUAAUAACUAAUAAAUAG